AUGCCCCGACCGAAGCCGAAUCUCAUUUUGACAUCCGUUUUAGAUGCGUCUUGGAAAGACCAACUCGUCAUAUUCUUCAGCUCGCUGGAGUCCUCCCUUGGCCGCGAACUGCUCCUCUCUCAACGACACACUCAUCGGCAUCCCUCACCGGCGAGGGUGGAUGUGAAAAUCGUCAUUCCAGAUAAGAUUGCUGGUGUAUAUCUUCCAGCUACAUUCGUCGAGUUAGAGAAGAGAUUUCCGUUCGUCGAGUUCGUGGGAGGCUUACCGGAGGGUAAGGUGGAGUUACAGCGGUUUACGGCGUAUACACGACUCGUUGGUACACAAAACGCGAAAGCUACUCCAGAUCCCGAAGCGUGGGCAAAUAUAUACGACAAGAUCUUCGUGACCGACCUUGACGUUGUUUUUCAACGCAAUCCGUUUUCCUUUCCCAUGAAAAAAGGACAUUCAUUGGCGUUUUUCGCCGAGUGGGAAGGGAUGAAGAUUGGGCAGUGCACGACGAACAUGAUGUGGUUACAUUCAUGUACACCAUACCUUAUCAGCUCAGCGGAAAUGCAGUACUAUAGGCCGUUAGAGAGGAUCUGCGCAGGCACUACAAUCGGGACAGCACAGGCCGUGGCAGUUUAUCUGCAAACGAUGCACGAACUCCUGAGUGUCUCCAGCUACACCUGCAACGACCAAGCCCUCCACACCCACCUCUACCACUCUGCCCUCAUGAAUCGCAGACUACAAGAAGCUGGGUUAAAAAGUGAUGGUGUCUGGUUAGUCCCGAAUCAGGAAGCGUUGAUUGGGACGGUUGGAUGGACUCCGAUCGUGCUGUAUAAUGCGUGGGGAGAGGUGGUGAAUGAGAAGGGUGAGGUGCAAGUUGCUGUUCAUCAGAUUAAGCACCAUGACGCUCUCCACAAUCUGGUGCGAAUGAGGUAUGCGUAUGGUGUCGGUGAAAUUGGUACCGGUAGCCACCCAGACUGGCGCAUGAGGAUAACGGAUAGAGUGGAAGAGAAGGAGUUGGAUAGACAUGGGAUGGUGAGGUGGAAGUUCGAGGGAGUGCAGGAAGGGAUGUGUGCGGAAUUUCCGGGAUCGGGAUGUUCGUGUCGGUGGAAGGAUUGUCAGUACAACUAUACGUUUUUCGACAGGCCGGGGAAGCCGCAGCCGCAGUCGCAGUCGCAGCUGGAGUUCAAAUUGGAGUAG
Saitoella complicata NRRL Y-17804 is the source of this 1185-nucleotide messenger RNA. RefSeq lists its product as uncharacterized. The transcript has a single exon. The record is from RefSeq and is a predicted model, not a curated record. Bases 1 to 1185 code for a protein of 394 amino acids. NCBI's taxonomy places the organism in Eukaryota, Fungi, Ascomycota, Saitoellomycetes, Saitoellales, Saitoellaceae.